AUGGAGACGCCCGGUCCCUCAGGGGGCGGCCCUCCCUCGUCCUCCUCCCCACCGCCCCCGCCCGCCCUCCGCCUGCCCCUCCCCCAGCCCGGCCAGGAGCCCCCGGAGGGUGGGGCCGGACCCCAGCCCCCUCCGGCCCCCGCCACCGCCUCUCGACGGGAGCGCAAGCCCCCGAAGCCGGGGAAGUACGUGUGCUCGUACUGCGGGCGGCCGUGCGCCAAGCCCAGCGUGCUGCAGAAGCACAUCCGCUCGCACACGGGCGAGAGGCCCUACCCCUGCUCCCCCUGCGGCUUCUCCUUCAAGACCAAGAGCAACCUGUACAAGCACCGCAAGUCCCACGCCCACCGCAUCAAGGCCGGCCUGGCCUCCUCCGGCCACCAGGGGGAGCCAGAGGAGCCCACCGAGGGCGAGAGCACCGACUCCGAGGAGGAGACGGGCCAGCACGCGCCUCCUGCCACCUCCGCCUCCUCGGGCGCGCCCGAGCCGCAGAAGGGCCGGGGCGGGGAGCAGCAGAAGGGCCGGGGCGGGGAGCAGCCGGAGGACUCCCACGCGGUGAAGCAGCGUCUGGCCAUGCGGCUGAGCGAGAGGAAGCGCCUCCCCGCGGUCUCCCCCGACGACGGCACCACGCCCUCGCCCUCCUCCUCGCUCGGGCCCGGGAGCAGCAAGGGCAGCACGGAGUCCGGCUACUUCUCCCGCUCCGGGAGCGCCGAGCUGUCCCAGGUCAGCCCGCCCAACGCCAGUGCCAAGACCUACGCCGAGAUCAUCCUGGGGAAGUACGGGCGCCUGGGCCAGCAGCAGCGCCCCCCCCGGGCCCCCGGCGGCCUGGGCGCCCCCGACAAGGCCGGCGUCCCGUUCUCCGUGCCCAAGACGCAGGUGAUCGAGCACAUCACCAAGCUCAUCACCAUCAACGAGGCGGUGGUGGACACCAGCGAGAUCGACAGCGUCAAGCCACGCCGCUCCUCGCUCUCCCGCCGAAGCAGCGUGGAGUCGCCCAAGUUCUCCGGCCUCAAGGAGCCCUACGCGUCCUUCGACCCCAAGAAGGGCGAGCCGCCGGGUCCUAGCGGAGCCCCCUUGAGUAUGGGAGGGUUCCCAGGCUCCUACCCCAAGCUGGACCCCGUCGCCCCCCUGCUGAGGAGCCAGUCCAUGCCUUCAUCUGCCGGGACCUCCUCCUCCUCCUCCUCCUCCCACAGGAACAUCCGACUCAGCCAGUCGUUUGACGAGCAGCAGGCGGCGGCGGCCGAGCUGCGCACCGGGCCCCACCAGCGCACGCUGCGCCGCCAGCCCGCCAUCGAGGCCGAGUUCAUCCCGGAGGAGGCCGGCCCCUCCUCCUCCUCCUCCUGCUCCUCCGUGUCCGCCGCCACAGCGCCCCCCGAUGGCCGCCCCCCGCCAGCGCAGGCGCCCCCCCGGCGCGGGCCCCGGGGCCACGAGUGCGAGGCGUGCGGGAGCCGCUACAAGAAGCCGGAGAGCCUGGAGACGCACCGCCGCUGCUUCUGCUCCGCCCGGCCGGCCCCGGGGCCCCCGGCCCCCAGCGCCCCGCACGACCGCCCGCAGAUGAUGCACUAUAAGUUCCGCGCCAUGGCGAUGGCCGUGCGCAAGCGGCGGAAAGAGGAGAGUCUGGAGGAGGACCCCCCCAGCCCGGGCCCCGGGGGGCCCCCCCUGGAGCGCGACCUCGUCCCCCAGCAGGAGCGCAAGAGCACCUGGAAGGAGAUCUCGGUCAUCCAGCACACCAGCUCCUUCGAGAAGCAGGACAGCGUGGUCUCCAUGGAGAGCCAGGACAAGGAGCAGGAGGAGCCUCCCCCCGCCCCCCAGCCCCACCCGCCAAAGCCACACCCCUUCUCCCGCCUCGUGCGCCAGCACAACAUCCAGGUGCCCGAGAUCCUGGUGACCGAGGAGCCGGACGCUGACAUGGUGCUGGCAUCGCCCCCGGCAACCACAUCCUCAGCCACAGCCAAGGAGCCAGAGAAGGUGGAGGAGUUCCAGUGGCCGCAGCGCAGUCAGUCCCUGGCGCAGCUCCCGGCGGAGAAGCUCCCUCCGAAGAAGAAGCGCCUGCGCCUGGCGGAGUCGCGGUCGUCGGGGGAGUCCAGCUUCGAGUCGCUGCCCCGCAGCCCGAGCCAGGAGAGCUCCAGCCGCUCCGCGUCCUUCGAGGCGGACGCGGAGAUGCAGCCGGCCCCCGCCCCGGCCCCGGCCCCGGCCCACAUGCUGACGGUGCCGCCCGGGCCCCACCCGCUGCGCGAGAUGCGGCGCUCGGCCUCGGAGCAGGCCCCCGCCCAGCCGCCCGCCCAGGUCGCCGAGGCGCGGAGCAAGAGCUUCGACUACGGCUGCCUGUCGCCCCAGCGCUCCGCCGCCGCCUGGAAGGAGCGCCGCAAGUGCCUGCUGGUGAAGCACGCCACGCUGGGGGAGGCCGAGCCGGACGAGCCCCCCCCGAACCCCGCCCCCCCCCACCCGGCCGGCCUGCUCCCGCCCGACCCCGGCUCCUCCUCCAGACUCAGCCCGGAACCUUCCGGAGCGUCCCCGCAGCUGCCCCCGGCGGGCUACGAGGGGUUCCCCCGGGGGCAGUACUCCGCCCCCCGGGCCUUCCCCCCCCUGCACCCCGCCCAGCUGCGCCUGGCCGAGCGCCUGGGGCUCCCACUGCCGCCCUUCCCCCCGCUCCUGCCCCUGGGGUACCCCUCGGGGGCAGCUCAGGCCCUCUACCUGCCCCUGCCCAGCGGCCUGGCCCUGCAGGUGCCCCCCGACUCCGCCAGGCAGGAGUCCAAACCCUCAACGUCCCAGAGCCCCCCCAUGCCCGUCCCCCCCCUGCACCACCCCGUGCCCGUCAUCUCUCCCUGUCUGGACAAGCUGUCCCCCGUGGUCUCCCUGGUGGUGCCGGUCCGUCUGCAGGCCCACAUGCCCAGCUACGCCAGGGCCCUGUACACCACCCUCUCCCAGCUGCUGGCCCCCAGCCCCGCCCUCACCGCGCCCGUCUGCUGCACUGCAUCCUGGGUGAUCCGGAGCCGGGUGGACUGCGGCGAGAAGCCGCCCAGGAGCCCGUACCUGAAGGUGCCCACGCCCGACUUCCAGAGCUGCCUGUCCGUCAGCCUGGCGCUGGAGGGCGGGGCCGGGGCGGGGCUGGGCGCGGGCGGGAGCAAGCGCGUGCUCUCCCCGGCGGGGAGCCUGGAGCUCAGCACGGAGUCCCAGCGGCAGCAGAAACGCGUGAAGGAGGAAGAGGAGGAAGAGGAGGAAGAUGACAGAGGCGAUGAGGGGAGCGCCGCGGUGAAGGAGAAGGGUGAGGUUGCCACGGAGACCGUCGCCAUGCCUCAAGAGGUGGAGUCGCCGACGUGGGAUGCAAAGGAGGAAGAGGAGGAAGAUGUGGUGGAGAGGAAGGAGCCAGUGCCAGAGCUCCUCAAGGUCAAAUUCAAAGAGGAGGAGGACGAAGGCCAAAGGACGAAGAGCCCCGCCUACCCAUCCCUCAACACCACCACCAACGUCAGCUGGUGCUACCUGAACUACGUCAAGCCCAACCCCUCACCCCAGCAGGACCCCCAGGCCUCCGUCUACGCCUCCUGGUCCGUGAGCGUCCACAACCCCAACCUGCCAGGCCUGUCCACCAGGGCGGCGCUGUCCCUGCUGCAGUCCAAGCAGAAGCACACCUCCGAGACCUACACCAUGGCCAACACCCCCCACCCCACCGCCAGCAGGCUGGCCCCGGCCGGCUCCCGCAAGCCCCGCAUGUCUGAGGUACGUUCGGCCACGCCCAGCGCUCCUGUCAAAGUGAAGGAGGCUCCGCCCCUUGAGCAGGAGGAAGAGGAGGAGCCGGGGAAGAGGGAGGAAGAGGCGCCCUCAACCUCCAAACACAGCGAUCCAUCCCGCGUCCGCAUCUUCGAGGGAGGGUUUAAGUCGAAUGAGGAGUAUGUGUACGUGCGUGGGCGGGGCCGGGGGAAGUACGUGUGUGAGGAGUGUGGGAUCCGCUGUAAGAAGCCCAGCAUGCUGAAGAAGCACAUCCGCACACACACCGACGUGCGGCCCUACGUCUGCAAGCACUGCAGCUUCGCCUUCAAGACCAAAGGGAACCUCACUAAACACAUGAAGUCUAAGGCCCACGGCAAGAAGAGCCAGGAACCACCUUCCCUGGACCAGCAGGAGCCUGAGGAGGGAGGUGGCGAUGAGGAGCGCUUGGGCGGGUCGGAGGACCAGGAGGAGCACCAGUUCUCAGACGUCGACGAUUCUGAAGACGACGACGACAACGAGGAAGAGGAGGAGGAAGAAGAGCCUUCAUCCCACGACACCUCCCCUGACACACGUCUCUCCAGUACCCCGGAACCCCGCCUGCCCGCGCCCCAGGAGAGGGAGCCGGGGUCCGGGGUGCAGGACUACCCGUCGCCCAGGCUCUGGCCUAGCGGCCGCACUGCCUCCCCCAGCAGCAAGAGGGCGCUGUUCUCCCGGCAGCGAUGGGAGGCCUCGCCCCGACGCUUCUCCCCGCACAGCGAGGGGUCGCCGCUACGCCAGCCCUCCCCUGGGCGGGGCCUGUCUCCUGGGCGGGGCUUGUCUCCUGGGCGGGGCCUGUCUCCAGGGCGGGAGGGCUCUCCUCUCCGAUGCCUGACCCCCAGGCUGGAGCUCUCCUCCCCGACCCGCCACCUCUCCCCGUCUCCCGAAAGAGGUCUGUCCCCCCUCAGACCGCUGUCCCCCGCCUGCUACCCCAUCCCCCCCGGAGCCCUGCCCAGGGCUCGAGGCCCCCCCGUCCCGCCGCCAGCACCUUCCCUCAGCACCGCCCCUCCUGAGGAGCAGCAGGAGAGGAGCAGCUUCCUGCCAGAGGGGGGCCCCCUCCCCCCCCGCCCUGCGGCUCUCCCCCUCCCCCCCGUCCCGCCGGGAAGACCAGCUGCUCAGCCACCUCCCCCUAUGGUGCCCCCCUGGCCCCUCCCCAAACCCGCCCACAGCGCCACCCCCACCCCCAGCACCACCCUCUGGACCGGGGGCCUGUCCCGCCCGCUGGAGCAGGGAGGGGGCGUGGCUCCGGGGCCCAGUGGGCGGGGCUAUCAACAGGACUACAGGGUAUUGGGUGAGGAGGAAGCGGGAACCAGCCAAUCAGGACUCGGCGUGGGAAGGUACCGCGCCCCCCCCAAAAAGAAACAGGGAACAGUGGAGGACCCCCCCGUUACGGGCAUUAAGCAAUACGGCAGCUCUGACCCGCCCGUCACUCCGGUCGCCAUGACCACCGGCAGCUCCAGGCCCGCCCCCAGCCAGCAGGCUCCGCCCACACACAGGACUAGACAGCCGUCUGAUAGGGAGGGCCCCCCCGGGGGGCGGGGCAGGAGGCGGGGCUCGGAGCAUGCCGGGGGUGGGGCCGACGGCAGAGCCAAUAGCGGCUCGCGGAAAAACAAAGACGGCAAAACCGGAAGCGCUUAA
Messenger RNA from Conger conger (European conger), 5379 nucleotides. RefSeq names its product transcription factor HIVEP3 (gene hivep3b). Gene Ontology annotation, molecular function: RNA polymerase II cis-regulatory region sequence-specific DNA binding; DNA-binding transcription factor activity, RNA polymerase II-specific. Gene Ontology annotation, biological process: regulation of transcription by RNA polymerase II. The coding region runs from base 1 to 5379 and encodes 1792 amino acids. The record is from RefSeq and is a predicted model, not a curated record. Lineage: Eukaryota; Metazoa; Chordata; Actinopteri; Anguilliformes; Congridae. The transcript has 9 exons. Gene Ontology annotation, cellular component: nucleus.